AUGAGCUUCGUUGCGUCCUCGCCUAUCAUCUCCACGCUCUUGUUGUAUCUUGUGUAUUUACUUCUUCACUUUACCUAUCCGUCGCGUGUCAGCAGUGUUACCAAAAUGGGCCUAAAAGACAAACUUCUAAAGAUCAAGUACUACCUCACCGGUGAGCCUAUUAAGGGCGAGACCUACAAGGACGCUCCUAGAGUGCAGGACCUUCCCCACAUGAAAGAUGCGGACGGAAACUUGAUUGCUGUGUCCUCGGGCGACCGUGAGCUUUCGCCUGUUUUGAGUGCCAAGCUAAACAUUCAAAACUCCCACAGGAGACCAGACCCAGAGGGUGACGACACCAUCGAGGGCGCACUCUCCAAAUAG
Messenger RNA from Lachancea dasiensis, 360 nucleotides. The record is from the annotation of a GenBank genome assembly. NCBI's taxonomy places the organism in Eukaryota, Fungi, Ascomycota, Saccharomycetes, Saccharomycetales, Saccharomycetaceae.